Molecule: messenger RNA, 1362 nt
Organism: Rotaria sp. Silwood1
Lineage: Eukaryota; Metazoa; Rotifera; Eurotatoria; Philodinida; Philodinidae
Source: the annotation of a GenBank genome assembly
AUGGCUACAAACGAUGAUUACAAAGAAAGUCUACAAAUAUUAAUAAAAAAGCAACUUGAAGAGCAAGAAAAAAUCGAACAAGAAAUUCAACAACUUCGGGAUGGAAUCGAAAAAAUGAAACGUGAAGCUGAAGAAAUAGAACUAACCAAGGAGAGAAAAUAUCAAAAUCAAAUCGAAAAAAUGCAAAGUGAAGCUUGGGAUAUAAACCAAAUCCAAGUAGCAAUAGAUAAACAUAAAAUCAACAAAAGGAUACAUGAAUUUGACGUAUUAAUGAAAAUCGAACAAACAAAAGAAAAAAUCAGAAAAGCGAAACUAUGUAUCGGACAAGUAAAACAACAAAUCUUAGAAACAGAAAAACAAUUCAACGAAAUGAAACUUCAGGAAAUAAAUGAAAGUAUCGAAACAAAACGACGGAUGACAGAAGAGGAAGACAUUUCAUCAACUGCAAAACGUCGUCGUGUAUUUACAUCUUAUUAUAAUUUUUACGAUAUCGAUGUAAUCGAUAAUUUACAUACGUUCGAUAUUAAUAAAGCAUUUCAGUACAAUAAUUAUUUUAAUGAUAAUAUAUUAAAUUAUAUUGAACAUUAUUCAAAUGAAUUUUCAUCAUAUUCUAAAUUAAACGAAAAAGAAAUUCGUGAAGAAUUUGAUGAUUUAAUUUUUAACUUAUUAAAUACAUUGAAUAAUAAUACAUCACUGAAAUAUUUUAAUACAUCUUCUUCAUGUUAUUUAGGAGAUAAGUUUAAUCCUGAUUGUACAUUUAUAUAUAAAAAUAUAAAUAUCAAAAUUAAUAAAGAAGAUUCAUCUUUACAAGAUUUUGUUGUUUGUCUUGGUAAUUUAAAAUCUCCAAAUGUUUCUUUAUCAGAAGAUUCAAUAAUUGAAGAAAUAUUACAAUAUUUGAAAAUUAUAUUGACAGUUCAAUGUCGUGAAAGCAUAUUUGGUUUUCUUAGUAAUUAUACACAUAUCAAAUUUUUUCAUGUACGCAAGAACUCUUAUUCGAAUUCAUAUGAAUAUUUUCAAAGUCAAGAAUUAGAAAUGUUUAACUAUUUGUCUGAAACAUUAUCGUCUAUUGAUACAUCAGCAAUAACUGAAAAUAAAAGAAAAUUAGGUGUUAAUAAAGAUACAUGGGAAAUAUUUAUAACGUUUUUAACAAUGUAUUUUUGCUAUUAUCAUUAUGAAGGAUUAAAAAUAUAUCCUGAUGAUGAUUUACUUGGUGAUCGAUAUAUGAUAACAAAAAAAUUAGUAAAUGGUCACAACUCAAUGGUUUAUUUAUUAGAAAAAAUUGAAGAUAACCAUUCAACUGAAGAUUCUCCACAUUAUGUAAUGAAAAUAUUAAGAACACAUACAGAUUCAGAUAUUUAUUAA